CAGCGCUGCCGCGCAGGUGAAACCCCCCCUCCUCAUUCUGGGGGGGCUCCCGCUGCGCCCCCACAGCGCGUCUGAGGCGCGCACAUGCCCCCGGGCUGCCGCUGAGCCGCUGGUGAGGAUGAGGAGGAGGAGGAGGAUGGCGAGGAAGAGGAUGACGGGUGGGAAGCGCGGCGGUGGCGGGAGGGGUCGGGAAAAGGGCGUUCGAGGUGACGGGAGUGUGGGAGGACACAGCUGAAGGAGCGCUGCUGCAUCGCCCCCUCCUCCCCGCAGCCGCCUGUCCCCCCGGGGACCCGGCUGUCCCCAGCCAGCCCGCGCUGGCACCGAGCACGGCUCCGGCUCCGUGUCCCUGCCGCGACACCGCGCUGGGCUGAGGAUUUUUUGGGGACCGCGAUCCCCGGGCCGGUGGGGAGCCGAGCAUCACCUCCAGGGCGAGCUGCGCAUCGCGCUCUGGCGACAACACAGCAUCUCCGGCCACCGGGGGAAACUGAGGCACAGCACUGCCGGCCGCCAAGGGAAACUGAGGCAGCGGGCAGAGGCUGCCCACCGCUCCUGUGCCGUGUCACCGCUCCUGUCCCGUGUCACCACGGCACCCCGGCAGCGCGCUGGGCACGCCGGAGGGGCCCGGGCUGAGGGCAGGAGCCGCCGGGCGCUGCCAGGAUCCGGCCUGCCCGGGACGGCGCUGAGCACCACAUGAGUGUCGGAGCAGCAUGGCCAGCGACGCGAGGAUGGGGGAGACCCCGGCGCGGUGGAGAAGAGCCCCGGAGGCCGCGCAGGACCCCCGGGGGAUGGAGAGCAGCGGGAUGCUUUUAUCCCGAAGCGCCGCUGCCGAGCUGGGACUCGCGGGCUACCCGGAGCCCGGCAAGCUGAGCUACGCCGUGGAGAAAGGAUGUCCCUGGAGGGGCUCCGAGGGAUGCCUGGGGCCCGUCCGGGAGCUCGCCGCUGGCCGCCUGGGCUGUCCCUACGCCCCGGCCCCGCCGUGCCUGAGCCGCCCCAAGGACGGAGCCGAGCUGCCCCCGCUGCCGCCGCCCCGGAACGGGCAGCCCAAGGCGGGCUGGGGGGAGCCGGGCAAGGAGCGCCCGGGGCCGCGCUGGGCCGAGGCCGUGCUGGCCCCGCUGGCCCUCUACAGCCACGCGUACCAGCGCUACCCGCUGCCCGUGCCCGGGCUGGACACGCCGCGCCCCGGCACGGCCGGCAAGCCCCGCAGCGCGGCGGGGGACGCGGCCGGAGACCCCCCGGCCUUCCCGCACUGCCCCUUCCUCGUGGAGGCCAAGCACGGCCCCUUCCUGCUGUCCUCGCUGCUGCCCGCCGGGCCCCCGGCCGAGCCCCCGUUCGGCGGCGCGGGGGCCGAGGGGCCGGGCCCGGGGGGCGACGGGCGCUUCGCCGGCCUGGACUGGCCCUUGGGCUCCUACCGCCCCCCCUGGGGACAGCCCCUCUACCUGGGGGUCCCGCCGAGGUGCAAGGCGGCUCCAGCCCCCUUCGACGGCUUCUCCGGCUCAGGGAACAAGGAGUUUUACGCCAAGAAAGGACCCGGGUUCCACCCCUCGGCCAAGAACCACGCGGCGCCGCAGCUGCUGGGCAAGAGCCGAGCAGGGCACGACGGAGACGGGGAGGGGGAGCCGGCGGUGCCGGAGCUGCCGGCAGCCCCGUGGAGGGAUGGCCGGGCGGGGGGCAGCUCGGCGGUGCCCGCUCCCCAUCCCCGCACGCCUCCCCCCGGCGCCAGCCGCCCCCUGUUCCUGCUGCAGCCCGGCUCGGGGGGCUCGGGGGGCUGCGGGGGGCCCUGGGUGGGCGCGCGGCCCCACGCCGCCGAUUUUUCCAUGGACACGGGGCCGGGCCGGCCCUUGGAGCCCAAAGACGAGCUCCUGGGCUACCGAAGCGCCCAGCCCGGCUCGCCCCCGGCGUGCGGGGAGCCCCAUCUCUCGCACCCAGCGGCUCCGGCCAAGCCCGAGCCCCCCCCGGGCUGUCUGUGCCCCACGCCGGGCUGCGAUGGGUGCCCGGGGGUGCCCAACCCCUUCGAGCCCCCCCUGGGCAUGGCCGGGGGGCGCUUUCCGUGCCCCCCCAGCAACCACACCAAGCUGAAGAAGACGUGGCUGACGCGGCACUCGGAGCAGUCGCUGCCUCGCUCCAAAGCUCCCCGGCGGGACGGGGGUCCCGAGCCCCCCGGGGAGGGCAAGCGCUCGGCCAAACGCCCCCACGGCACCGCCGAGGGUCCCCGCCCCGCCGGAGAGGGCGCCGGGGCGGCCAAGAGGGGCACCAAGGGCACCGCGGGUGAUGGCACGGAGAGCGCGGGUGACGCCGAGGAGAGGAGGAUGGAGCUGGGAGAGGAAGCGUGCCAGUCACAGGAUGCUGGAAUGCUUUGGGGUGGAAGGAACCAUAAAAAUGACAUUAAAACCCUUCCAGUCCCAACCCCUUGCCGUGCCCAGGGACACCUUCCACCACCCCAGGCUGCUCCAAGCCCUGUCCAAGCUGUCCUCGGGCACUUCCAGUCCCUCGCGGCUGCUGUGGAUGGGGCUCCGCGGUGUCCCCAAGCGCUUCCCGUGUCCCCAGAGCCGCCGAGCCGUGCGGGGGAGCCGUGGUGCCUGCAGAGCCUGCCCUGCACGGCGCUGCCCCCCGGCAUCCCCCGCUGCUGUGCCUGCGCCCCCCGCGCCGGGGGGGACCCCGAGGGCGAGGAGGAGGAGCCCCCCGAGAGCACCUGCAGGCUGCUGCACUUCCGCAGGCUCGCCCUGGGGGACAGCGGCGAGCUGAGCGUCGAUGGCCUCUGCAGCCUGCGGGAGGCCGAGGGGGAAGCGGCCGGCGCUGCCCCGGGGCUCCGGAGCGCGGGGAGCAGCCUCUGCCUGGCCAAGUACCUGCUGGGGGUCCUGGGGGACCCCUUCUGCGCCGCCGUCCGCAGCGACAGGGACACGUGGCCGGGAGCCCCCGGCGGGCCCGAGGGGGUGACGGGCUGGCGGCGGGGGGAAGGAGCCCCCCAGCUCUGUGACGCCUGCCAGCGUGGCUUCUUCAACUCCCACUGGAGCUGCGCCAGAUGUGGCUUCCAGCUGUGCCCCGAGUGCCACCGCAGCCGGCGGGAGGAGAGUGGCGCUGAGGGUCCGGCGCUGCCCCCGGAGUGUGCCCCCGGGCGGGACCACCACGUGUCAGCGCUGGUCCCCACGCAGUUCGUCCCCACCUGUGUCCUGACCCGGCUCUGGAAGCUCCUGCACGAGGUCAGGGCCAAGUUUGGCAUCGAGUCGCGCUGUCCCUGCGGGGCGGGGGCCGCGGAGCAGAGCCUGGCGGAGCCCCCGGGCAGGCAGGAGCCGCCGGGGGCCGCGGUGCCCGCCGUGCCCCCCCGCAGCCACGGCCCCGCCGACCCCGCCCGGCCCAUCAAGGAAGAGAGCCCCGAGGGGGGGCCGCCGUCCCCGGGGCAGCCCCCGGCGCGGGGGGGGGCGGUGCAGAGCACGACCCUCUGCGACCUGCUGGCCUCCACCGCCGUGAAGCUGUGCCUGGGCCAGGACGGGGUGCGCAUGGCCUUCGCCCCCGUGGCACCGGCGCUGCCCAGCGACAAUCGCCUGACCAGCAUCCUGGACAGCAUCAUCGCCCGCGUGGUGGAGAAGAAGAUCCAGGAGAGGCAGGCGGGGGCCGAGCUGAGCCCCCCCGGCUCUCCGGACCCCCCCGCAUCCCACUGCAUCCUGACCCCCAGCGGGCUGCUCUGGCUGCACGAGCCGGGCCACGCCAGCAACUACAAACUGUUCCAGGAGCACUGGAGGCAGGGCCAGCCUGUGCUGGUUUCAGGGCUGCAGAAGAGGCUGGAGCCGCGGCUGUGGGCGCCCGAAUCCUUCCAGCCCCCGGGGCAGGAGGAGGAGGAGGUGGAGGCCGUGAACCUGCGGGCACCGCGGAGCCGGGUCCGGAUGAGCAGCCGCCAGUUUUGGGAUGGCUUUGCCGCCAGCACAGCAUCCCCCGAGCAGGAGCAGGGCAGCGGGGACCCGCUGAAGCUGGAGCGUGCCCUUGGGGACACGGAGCUGAGCCGGGCCACCAACCUGCAGGCCAGCCUGCCCCUGCCCGAGUACUGCGGGGCCAGCGGCCGCCUCAACCUGGCCAGCUACCUGCCGGGCCGGCGGGGCCGGCGCUGGCUCCGCCCGCGCGUCUGCGUGGCCUACGGCGCGCAUCCGCAGCAGCAGAACUUCGGGACCAAACCCCUGACGGUGGAAGCGGCCGACUCCAUCACCGUCCUGGCGCACUCAGAGCCCGCUCCGCGGGAGCUGCCGCUGCCCGCGGGCGCGGAGGAGCUGGAGGCGGCGCAGCGGGCGCGGCUCGGCGCCGGGGCGCGGCCCGGGGCGCUCUGGCACAUCUUCCGCGCCGAGGAUGCCCCGCGGAUCCGCGAAUUCCUGCGCCGGGUGGGCGCCGGGGGUCCCGAGCCCGCUGCGGAGCCCGGCUCCGCUCGGCCCGGCACCGCACGGGAGCCGGGGCGCGACGGGGCGGCCCCGGCGGAGCCCCCCGGGCGCUACCUGGAGCCCGGGCUGCGGCGGCGGCUGCGGGACGAGUGCGGGGUGAGCGGCUGGAGCCUCCUGCAGCUGCCGGGGGACGCCGUGCUGGUCCCCGCCGGGGCUCCCCACCAGGUGCAGAGCCUCGGCGGCACCAUCAGCGUGGAGCAGCAAUUCCUGUCCCCGGAGAGCGCCGUGCGCCUCCGCCACCUCGGCACCGGCCCCGCCGGGACCCCGCGGCAGCUCCGCGCCCAGCUGGACGGGAUGAUGUUCGCCGCCGUGAGGGAGGCGCUGGGGGUCCUGCGGGGCUGCCAGUGAGGGCACGGAGCGACGGGAGGACACCGGGAGCCUCGGGCACGGCCGGGGCACCGCGGGGAGCCGGCACCGGGCGCCUUCUGCUCGGUGCUUCGCUCCCAGAGCUGCCGGGAGGGCUCGGGGCAGGAGCAAUAA
This is a messenger RNA of Passer domesticus (house sparrow), 4901 nucleotides long. RefSeq names its product HR lysine demethylase and nuclear receptor corepressor (gene HR). NCBI's taxonomy places the organism in Eukaryota, Metazoa, Chordata, Aves, Passeriformes, Passeridae. Gene Ontology annotation, cellular component: chromatin; histone deacetylase complex. Gene Ontology annotation, biological process: regulation of transcription by RNA polymerase II. The record is from RefSeq and is a predicted model, not a curated record. Gene Ontology annotation, molecular function: histone H3K9 demethylase activity; transcription coregulator activity; chromatin DNA binding.